AUGGACUUACCCUACAAGAAGCGGUUCCGCAUUCCAGCCUCUUGCCUGGUAUGCCGUAAGCGCAAGUCGAAGUGUGACAAGACCCGUCCUGUCUGUGGUCUGUGCAAAAAGAAGUCGAUUGCUCACCUCUGUUACUACGAGGCUGACCCUGACGACGACCAAGGAGUACCACCACCAGGCGCUGGUGCUGGCAUCACCACGUUUGCUCCCUACGGACCCCCCCAUCACGAGUACCCGCCAGGAGCACUCCAUGCCAUUCCACCGCCAGGCGUAGCGCUCCAGCACCAACCACUCCCUCCCGUGGGCCAUGGCGGCUACGCACCAGCGCCACUCGAGUACCGCCAGGGAGUGCUACAGCACCCACAGAGCGUGCUACAACACCCACAGAGCCACCACCAGGGCCUCCAGCCGCUCCCGCCACCAGGCUCGCUGCCACAGGGGCCCCAGCACGACCAGCACCAGCACCACCAGCACCAACAACAGCACCACCAGCACCACCAGCACCACCAGCACCACCAGCACCACCAGCACCACCAGCACCACCAGCACCACCAGCACCAGCUGCCACCAAACCAGCUGCCACCAAACCAGCUGCCCCAGAACCACCAACUGCCCCACCUGCGCCAGCACCACCGCACCACCUCCACCCCGUGCACCUCCCCCAGUUCUUCCCCCCACCCGCUGCCAAGCUGGCUGCAGGCUUCUUCUCCAGCCCCGACUCCGAGCCUGGCCUCGUCGGCGUCCAGCAACCCUGAGCCCAAACCCGAGCCCGCAGGCCUCGUGAAGGUAUCGUUGGGCCCCAACGCCAGUCUCCAGGUCAACCCCAACGACACCAUGGACACCUUCGCCAAUGCCAGCUACUCGCUCAGCCUCGAGGGCCCCUCAUGGCAGCAGCAGGGCACAAUGUCGUACAUCGGGUUGACCAAGAGCGAUCCGUUCAUUAAGAUCCUCCGGAGCUACGCCGUGCUCUUGUUCAAGUCGGGCGAAAUGACUAAGUUCAUCAAAAACGAGUCGAUCAAAAGACGCAAUAAGUUUGACUCCUCGUCGUUGUCGUCGCCCAACGCUUCGGCUGCAAAUGGGGCUGGCGACACGGUCUCUAACGCCAGUAUGCCCUCAAGCCUGAGCACUCCCAACAAGCGUGCUUUCGACGAUACCCCCAACAAAGCAUCGCCCAUGUCUGCAGUGUCGGAGACCGUCACCCUGGUCACCAACGCAGAGGUGGAUGACGAGCCUGGGGAUAUCGUAGAGGAGGAUGCAUUGAUCGUGGAUAGAAUCAACAUCUCGUCCAUUAACAAUCACGACGACGACGACGACGACGACUCAUCCGAUAUCUCUCAGCUUUUUCUUCAGGCCAGUGCCGCCAGCGUGGACAAGAAAAACAGAAAAGCCUACUACUCUGUUGUCGAAAAAGCAGUGGUCAAAAUCUUGCCAAACCAGUUGAACAUCUUCAAGUUGUUCUGUCGGUUCUUCAAAUACGUACAUCCAUUCAUUGCUGUUAUCGACGAAAAUUCGUUCCAGAUGGAUUUACAGAUCAUUUUUCCAUCUUUUCCAAUCUUGAAUACUGAGUUCUACACGGAAAUCAAGGUCGAGAAUGAAAACUCGUUGAACAUUUUGGGUAUACUUCUACUUGUGCUUAGACUUGGCUACUUAAGUUUGAUCCAUAAUGACCCUGUCAACAACGAUUACAGUUCUGAUGAAAAGAGUAUUGUCAAGGAUAUGAAACGGAUCAACUCUGAGACCCUUCUCGCAGUGCUUAAAUUGUGUAUCCCAGACCCAUUGGCACUGAAAUCAUCCUUCAAGUUGGUGCAAUGCCUUACAAUUCUUCAUUUCUAUCGUCAAGUUGUUCCUGAUGAUUGUCUUGGUUUAGGUGGAGCUGACGCCAACAUUUUGUUUGGUGUUAUCAUGACCCAUGCCAUGUCAAUUGGAUUAAACAGAGACCCUACCAACUACGUUGCCCAUGAAACUAUCCACAAGCGCGAGCCUUUAAUAAAAACAUGGAGAAGUUUGUGGUAUCACCUAGUAAUGGUUGAUGGAAGUUGUGCCAUUCACACAGGGUUGCCAAUGAAAAUCAAUAAUUUGGAACUGAGUGAUGUGCAACCACCCACUUAUGUUAAUGAUCCCACUGGUGAAAUGAAUUUAAUAGUUCGGAAACUCAGGGAAAUCAACACGAUAUAUCGAAACAUCCUGAAUAUGAUCACAAAUGUCCAAGUUCAACCAAAGAUAAUUGAUUUGCUCAAGGAAACAAACCGUUUGGAAGAGAUUUUCUUUGACUUUUUCGGAAAGGACUUUUUCAAGGAUUGCAUUUGCAAACCCGCCGAAUAUGAGCCUCCUAAUGGUUUCCCCAUGGAAUCAGCUGAGAGACAAAAGAGUUACAUCAAAGUGAUCAAGUUUUGUAUCUUCAUACAAUUGAGAACGAAUUUGAGUUGUCUCUAUUAUAUGAUUGCAAUUCAUUACGAAAACGAGUAUAAUAAUUCAAAAACUCCCUUGAUGAAGGCAGGAAUUGAACUCUUUAAGAUUUUCAGUAAGAGUGUGAUUCAAUUGGUUUACAUCAUGUCCUAUGUCUUGGACAACUCGGUUGAGUUAUUUGGCAGAAACUAUGAUUAUGUCUUGACUGCCUACAAUGAAAGGUGUAUGAUCAAGACUCAUAGUUAUUUGACUUCCUUGUUUGUGAGAUUGUUGCAUCACAAGAAAGACUGCACUAUAAAUGCUCAAAAAGACCCAAGUGUCAGGGAGCGUUUAGAAGUUAUCGAUAUCUUGUUUAAUAUUGUUCUUCUUGAGGCAGAAUUAUUCGUGGGUAAUUUCAGAAAGUUGAGUCAAACAUACAUCAAUUCAUACAAACUUUAUGUGAUGAGUUAUUUUGUGUUGAGACAAUGUAUGGAUAACCCCGGAAUUUUUUUCGAGAAGAGUUUGAAUGAUUCGAGGUUUGACCACCAGGGAACAAAUUUGAUGGAAUUCUUCACCAUUCACGAAUUGCAAUAUUUAACUAAGUUGUGUGAAGAGUUCAGAGUAGCCAAGGAAGAGCAGCAUCGGGUGAAGGCGGCAAAG
Molecule: messenger RNA, 3045 nt
Organism: Suhomyces tanzawaensis NRRL Y-17324
Lineage: Eukaryota; Fungi; Ascomycota; Pichiomycetes; Serinales; Debaryomycetaceae
Gene: ZCF13
Product: Zcf13p
Exons: 4
Biological process (GO): regulation of transcription by RNA polymerase II; DNA-templated transcription
Cellular component (GO): nucleus
Molecular function (GO): DNA-binding transcription activator activity, RNA polymerase II-specific; zinc ion binding; RNA polymerase II cis-regulatory region sequence-specific DNA binding
Source: RefSeq, a predicted model, not a curated record